Cervus elaphus (red deer) is the source of this 1557-nucleotide messenger RNA. RefSeq names its product negative elongation factor complex member E (gene NELFE). Gene Ontology annotation, biological process: negative regulation of transcription elongation by RNA polymerase II. Gene Ontology annotation, molecular function: RNA binding. The coding region runs from base 143 to 1342 and encodes 399 amino acids. The transcript is spliced from 11 exons. The record is from RefSeq and is a predicted model, not a curated record. NCBI's taxonomy places the organism in Eukaryota, Metazoa, Chordata, Mammalia, Artiodactyla, Cervidae. Gene Ontology annotation, cellular component: NELF complex.
GGACGUGUGUGCGGCGCGGGCCGCCUUGGUUACCGCGUUCUCCGCCCCUCGCUACGUCAUCGCUCUGAGCCCGGGAUCCGCUGCCCGCGCGGGCGCCGCCCGAGACCGUGGGGCCCCGGUUGCCGCCCCCUCAGGAGCCACCAUGUUGGUGAUACCCCCCGGACUGAGCGAGGAGGAGGAGGCUCUGCAGAAGAAAUUCAACAAACUCAAGAAAAAGAAAAAGGCAUUGCUGGCUCUGAAGAAGCAAAGUAGCAGCAGCACAGCCAGCCAAGGCGGUGUCAAACGCUCACUGUCAGAGCAGCCUGUGGUGGACACAGCCACGGCAACAGAGCAGGCAAAGCAGCUGGUGAAGUCAGGAGCCAUCAGUGCCAUCAAGGCCGAGACCAAGAACUCAGGCUUCAAGCGUUCUCGGACCCUAGAGGGGAAGUUAAAGGACCCUGAGAAGGGGCCGGUCCCCACUUUCCAACCGUUCCAGAGGAGCGUAUCUGCUGACGACGACCUGCAGGAGUCGUCCAGACGUCCACAAAGGAAAUCUCUGUAUGAGAGCUUCGUGUCUUCUAGUGAUCGGCUUCGGGAACUGGGGCCAGAUGGGGAAGAGGCAGAGGGCCCAGGAGCUGGUGAUGGCCCCCCUCGAAGCUUCGACUGGGGCUACGAAGAACGUGGUGGUGCCCGUUCCUCAGCCUCCCCUCCCCGAAGCCGCAGCCGGGACCGCAGUCGUGAGCGGAACCGAGACAGAGACCGAGAUCGGGAUCGAGAGCGAGACCGGGAGCGGGACCGAGACCGUGAUCGAGAGCGGGACAGGGACCGAGAGCGGGACAGGGACCGGGACCGGGAGCGCGACCGAGAGGGCCCUUUCCGCAGAUCAGACUCGUUCCCUGAACGCCGGGCACCUCGGAAGGGAAACACUCUCUAUGUGUAUGGAGAAGACAUGACACCCACCCUCCUCCGUGGGGCCUUCUCUCCCUUUGGAAACAUCAUUGACCUCUCCAUGGACCCACCCAGAAACUGUGCCUUCGUCACCUAUGAAAAGAUGGAGUCAGCAGAUCAGGCCGUUGCUGAGGAUGACAGCUCCUGGAAACCUUCUUUUGGCUUGUCUAUAAUGUUUGCCCCCAUCCUCUGCCCACUCCCUCUUCUGCCCCAGCUCAACGGGACCCAAGUGGAGUCUGUACAGCUCAAAGUCAGCAUUGCCCGAAAACAGCCCAUGCUGGAUGCCGCCACGGGCAAGUCUGUCUGGGGCUCCCUGGCUGUCCAGAAUAGCCCUAAGGGCUGCCACCGGGACAAGAGGACUCAGAUUGUCUACAGCGACGAUGUCUACAAGGAAAACCUUGUGGACGGCUUCUAGGGAAUGGAGCUGGAUUCCGUGUGCCUCGUCUGCCCCAAUGCUGGUCUCAGUAAAACACUGAGGUGGAAGCUCACCCAUCUCCCUCAGCCUCUGGUUUUUCAGCACUUGGGAUUGGGGUUGAGCCUUUAAAAACGGCUAUUAGAUGUGAUCUCAGUUGUAACCACAUGACUAGUGCACGCUCCCCACUCCUUUACCCCAAAAGGAUCUUGAACACA